UGCGUCGGUGUGACGUAAGACCGGGACGAUCGGAGCUCCGCUUACUAGCUCGAGUUUAGGAGAUGUAGCGUUACGCUUAUGUAGGCUAUCCAUCUAUCUCACUCUAUAAUAUAGCAUACAAAUGCAAAAAAAGACUUGAGUGAAGGGUAAAGGGGGAACACUAGAUUGGUCGAUUGCCAGGGAACUCGUGCCGCGGUUGAUUGGCAGGCAGGCUGGUUGGUGGACAGCUCAUCGCACCCAAGACCUGGAAAUAACCAGCGGACCGAAUGUGAAAGUAAGCAAAAAAGAACCUUGUGAUGUCGCCACUAGAUUGGUCAACCCUGCGCUUCAUUAUGGGCAUGUGUUGUCUUCAGACAACUGCGGUGAGGAUGGAGGGGACCCCGGAGAAGCCUAAAGCCCCCCAUAAGAAAUUCCGCAUCAAACUGAAGCUCCCACAGUUAACGCAGUUGGCGCGUCCGAAGUUCAAACCAAAAGGCAGCACCGAGCAGAGCGACUCUCUACCCGGCGCUGACCUGUUAGUAAGCGCUUCAGAGACACCUUUGAGCUUCGGGGAGCUGUUGGAUCAGAAUUCCCUUGCGGAGGCGAGCCGAUUGCUGAUCAACCGCGAGGACCAGCACUUCAGACGGGUGUCGGCAGAACCAGACCCCAGGUCCCUGCAGCAGGCCCCAGGCUCUCAUGGAGGCGCUGAGGAAGAGAAGGGGGAAGACGAUGAAGAUGUUCUACAGAAGGACCUUGAGGCUCUGAUGUUUAAUGUGUGGACGGUCGUCCACAGCACCAUAACCCCCCCUAGCUCCAACUCCUCCUCCUCCUCCACCUCCUCCUCCUCCUCCACCUCCACUUCCUCCUCCUCCCAGGAUGACCUGCGCCUCCUGCAGAGUGCAGUGAGCGUCAUCCUCCAGCAGGAGGCGCAAGACAAAUGCUGGGAGGAGCAGCAGAAGAACGGGGAGCGUGGUGGGGGUAGCGAUGUGGGAGGAGGAGGAGGAGGAGGAGGAGGAGGAGGAGGAGGAGGAGGAGGAGGUGGGGCGAACCUUCCUGACUGGCGCCCGGUAGAGUGCCUUAAAACCCACAGGGAGCUGCUGGCCGCCAUGGUGGAGUCUAGGCUGAACAGCGCCGGCCCGCCGGACGGCGUCGGGGCGACCACCCUUUCCAGCGAGGCCAAGAAGGAGCUGUGUGGCCUGGGGAAGAGGCUGCAGGAGGACCUGCUAGUGGUGGUCCGGAAGGUGUCCGUCUGCUACCCAGAGGAGCUGGGCGUCGCCGAGCUCUACGCCGGCCUGUACCACCGCGGCUUCGCCAGCCGGCUGACCGCGCUGGCGCGCACCCCGCUGGGGCUGGACGACUGCAGCUACCUGCUCUUCUGGGUCAAUGACUACUACUCCAAGGCGAUCUUGAAGCACGAGGAGCUGCAGUCUGUCUUCACCCACGCUGAACUGGGAGCUCUGGUCCCUCAGAAGGAGCUGAACCAGCUGGAGGACCAGUACCUCACCCAUAAAGAGGGUCAGGUGGGGGCAUGGCUUGGUUCUGCCCUGGCCAGUGAGCAGAAGAGCUGGCAGAGAGGACCCGAGAAGAUGGACCUCUACUGGUUCAGCCCUCUAGCUGUGGACACGCUACAGAUAGUGGAGAGUGUUGUGUGUGAGGCUCGGUUGGUCCUCAGUGACCCGAGUAAAGCCCAGCGAAUCACAGCCCAGCUGCAGCCCUUCUUCACCAGCUACAGGAAGGCUUUGGAGGACUUCACCCGGCGUAACCAUGACAACGGCCCUGCGGUUGUGAAGGCCAACCUGGGCUGUAUCCAACAGUUCAG
Gadus morhua (Atlantic cod) is the source of this 1798-nucleotide messenger RNA. Its product is annotated as exocyst complex component 3-like protein. NCBI's taxonomy places the organism in Eukaryota, Metazoa, Chordata, Actinopteri, Gadiformes, Gadidae. Gene Ontology annotation, cellular component: exocyst. The record is from RefSeq and is a predicted model, not a curated record. Gene Ontology annotation, molecular function: SNARE binding. Gene Ontology annotation, biological process: exocytosis; exocyst localization.